Ictidomys tridecemlineatus (thirteen-lined ground squirrel) is the source of this 794-nucleotide messenger RNA. Lineage: Eukaryota; Metazoa; Chordata; Mammalia; Rodentia; Sciuridae. The record is from RefSeq and is a predicted model, not a curated record.
GCCAGGCUUUGGCCAUUUAUGGUUAAAAAAAAAAAAAAGGCAGCACUUUUGUCUUUUCCUUGGCGAGGGCUCAACUGUUGGAUUCAUCUGGUGUCGAGUCAUAGCAGCCCUUAUGACAUCAUAGAUCUCCCUCCUCAACUCUCUCUGCUUAUGCCAUGGCUAGAGGAAUUCAGACCUGAGGGGGAUUUGAACCAUCUACACCCAAUCCCUGUGUGACCAAUGGAGGAGGAGGAGCAGCCUGAAGAUAAAGAUGAAAAUCCCUUAUUAUCAGAGAACCCAUCAGAGGUAGAGACUGAUAUUCUGGCUGAGACACAGAAAACGGACAAUACUGAAGCUCCAGUGAUCCAGGAUGAGAUCUCCAAAGAAGAUAAGGCAGUUAUAAAGAUCCAGUCUUGGUGGCGGGGCACACUGGUGCGUAGGACACUGCUACACGCUGCCCUCAGGGCCUGGGUCAUUCAGUGCUGGUGGAGGCUGAUGCAAGCAAAAUUUGCAGAGAAGAGGCGCCGGGUGACACUUGAUAAAUUUUCACGGGAGGAGUGGGCAGCAGUCAGACUGCAGUCCUGGGCCCGCAUGUGGCGCAUCCGUCAGCGCUACUGCCAGGUGCUCAAUGCUGUUCGUAUUAUCCAGGCCUACUGGAGGUGCCACACCUGUGCUUCCCGGGGUCUCAUCAAAGGCCAAUACCGAGUCACAGCCAGCCAGCUGCAUCUCGAGUUGGAGAUCCUGCUGGGCUCAGGGCCCUGUGUUGUGACAGAGUGUAUUCCCCUCCCAAUAAAGCAGUGAAGUGAUCUUCCAAA